AUGGAUGUGUCGCCGUCCGUCGAAUCGAGCCUCACCACGGGCACCACCACCAUCCAAUCGCUUCCGACCGAGGUGCUGACCGCAAUCUUUCACAACCUUCGCGUUCCCGAUCUGGCUUCGGUGCGUCAAACCUGCAGACACUGGUAUGAAAUAGUGAUCAACAACCGUACGCUUAUGAAUCGGUUUGUCCUGUCCCUGCGGAACUUCCGGAUAGAGGAAGGCGUCGAACCGUGUCUGGUGCUGGAGAAUACACGCAGCACGUUCGAGAAAGUAUGCUUAAAAUCCUGCGUCAUCAGUCCCGCCCCGAUGCUGUGGCGCUCCAUCGGUAGUCACACCGUCGAGCUGACGCUGAACGAGUGCACAAUCAGUGGCGAAACGUUGGUAGGGGUGCUACAGUCUACGCGGGAUAACUUACGGACGCUAACGAUUAAAUCUAUUAAGUUUGACGGUCCGCAAAUCUAUAACGCACCGAUCGAUUUCCGCCUGGAACGGUUACAUUCGCUCACGAUACGAUCCUCCUUCCUGUACGAUGGGUUCUUGAACCUGUUGAAGCGCAUCUGUCCCAAUCUAAAGGCGAUCAAGCUAACGUUUUCCUCGUACGAACGAUGGGGUGAACAGUUGGUGAGCUUUGUGGCAAUGUUAAGUGCCACCCUCGAAGCAAUUACACUUAGCUACACAAAAGCGACCGGUGCGUUGCUGCAGCAAAUCGGCCGUAUAAAAAAUCUACGAUUACGAAAGGUUUCAGUGAAAUCGUGCUUUGCGCUCAAGGAAUACGAUAUACUGCAGCUGGCACGCUUGCAACCAACGAUAGUGCACCUGAAUCUGGACAAUAUAUUCUCGGCCAGCGAACACUUUCUGCAUGCCCUCAGUGCCUUUCUACCGCAGAUGAAGCGCAUCAAGCUUCGGGUGGCCCGCAUCAACAACCUGCAUCGGUCGUUUUUAGUCAAGAUGCCGCAGCUAAACUACCUAAAGAUUACGGAUGCCACGCAGAUGAAGGGCAACAUUGAUCUGAGUGCGUACGAAAAUCCCGCGCUCGAGAAGCUGUUCGUAUCGGCGGCAAUGUUUUCGCGCAACACACUCCCACGGUUCUUCGAGCGCUGCCCUCACAUACGCAGCCUGACGCUGUACCAGUGUACGUACGAAAACAUUCACGAUCUGCAGAUUGCUUUUUCGCAUCUGAAAGGGCUGGAGUAUUUGAAUCUGCAGCGCACAAUCGACCUCGGUGAUAGCUUCUUCAACCGGGACGUGUUCGAUACGAUCGUGAUGCCGUUCGAGCGGAUACGGUUCUACCCGAUCGCGAACCUGCACAAGCUGUGUUAUCUCAAUCUCAGCCACUGUCGGGAUCUGUCCGAUCAGGCUCUGAUGGCGUUGCGGUUUCCGCUGCUGAAGAAGAUCGAUCUGCGGGGUUUGUACGUAACCGAGGCGGGCAUUGCGACGCUCGUGCGCGACUGUCCGCAGCUCGAGUACGUGCUGGUGGACGCCUGCAAGCGUAUCUGUGAUACCGCCGUGCUGUACCUGUGCCGGGAUCUGCGCAAUCUGCGGUUGCUGAAUCUGGAAAGCUGUAAAGCGAUCACCGACCUAUCGGUGGAACAUAUCGUGCGGCACUGUCGCAGCUUGGUGUGGUUCAAUGCGCUCAACUGUCCGCAGCUGAGCGAGGACGCGAAAGCACGGUUAAGAAACGUACGCACAAUACGAUCACUGCACGUGUGA
Anopheles marshallii is the source of this 1710-nucleotide messenger RNA. RefSeq lists its product as uncharacterized. Gene Ontology annotation, molecular function: protein binding. Gene Ontology annotation, biological process: SCF-dependent proteasomal ubiquitin-dependent protein catabolic process. The coding region runs from base 1 to 1710 and encodes 569 amino acids. The transcript has a single exon. Gene Ontology annotation, cellular component: SCF ubiquitin ligase complex. Lineage: Eukaryota; Metazoa; Arthropoda; Insecta; Diptera; Culicidae. The record is from RefSeq and is a predicted model, not a curated record.